AUGGACACAGAUUUUGAUCCCGAAUCGCCCUCCGCGCCAUCGGACGCUGGCAAUCAUGUCCCCGCCUUCACCGUCCUAGAGCCGGGCACCGCCGCCCCCACCCACAUCCCCUCGACAGCUCCGUCGCCGCCCACCGGUUCCAAUGCGCCGAGAUCGCCUGCCCUGAAUCCUCGCAGUUGCGUGACGUGUCGUCGUCGGAAAGUGCGCUGCGACAAGCGCAUGCCGUGCUCCAACUGUCGGAGGAAUCAGAUACAAUGCAUCUUCCCGGCCCCUGGACGCGCGCCUCGCCGACCUCGCCCGCGCGACCCCGACGCGCCGCUGCCGAACUCUAAGAAGCGCGAGAUUGAACUGUUGGAGAGAUUGAGGAAGUUGGAGGGGAUUGUUGAGGAGUUGAGUAGUCAGGUCGACACUAGUGAUCUUCGUCAUACGUCGGCGUCUGCUGCUUCGCCUGAGGGCUGCGGCCAUGAUGCGUGCGACGAGUAUGGAAGUGGCAGCGGCGCGACACCGACAAGUAAAGAGGACUCAUCGCCUUCUAGCAUCACCGCCGUUCCUAGACCAUCCGGCGGGCGUACGGGUCCAUCGUACGCACCCAAUUACGAAGUGAACGCGAGCUUGUACAAGAAGUUUGGAAGGCUGGUGAUCAAUAAGGGCGAAGGAAGGUAUAUCAGCAGUGCGUUUUGGUCUAGCGUCAAAGACGAGUUCGACGAGAUUCGAAGCGGCGUCCACAUCUUGUCAGAUGAUACCGAUUAUACCUCGGAAGAAGAAACUCCAGAACCGGCCGAGUCGUCCGACCUACAAAGCCACGAUGCUUUCAUGUUCGGUUAUCGAGCGGCCGACAUCGACCUAUCUUCUUUCCAUCCUCCUCAGUCACAAAUCCCUUUCCUAUGGCAGGCUUACAAGGAGAGCGUGGACCAGGCGAUAAAGCUCAUCCACGUACCCACCCUUGACAAAACGUUUGAAGAACUGGCAAAUGGCGGUACCCCCAACCUCACGCCACCAAAUGAGGCGCUGGUAUUUGCGAUUUACUUUGGCGCGCUGGUCGCCCUUGAGGAGGACGAGGUCGAAGCGCAACUUGGCUCUCCUAAAACACCGUUGCUGAAGCGCUAUAGAUUUGCCCUGGAGCAAGCGCUGGCAAAAACCAAUCUGCUAAGGAGCCUUGAUUUCACGUCUCUCACUGCCCUUACAUUAUACCUUGUGGUUGUUCGACGAAUUGAUGACACGCGGUUUUGCUGGACCACUACCGGUCUGGCUAUUCGCAUCGCCCAGGGACUAGGCCUCCACCGUGACGGCACUCAUUUCAAUUUACCGCCAUUCGAGACUGAAAUGAGAAGACGAGUGUGGUGGGUGAUUUGCGGCAUUGAUAUGCGCUCCGCUGAGGAAAUGGGUACGGAUUUGACUAUAGUCAACCGUACCUUCGACACGGAGUUCCCCACCAACAUCAACGACGAAGAUAUCAGCCCAGAAUCAACAGAAAUGCCACCAGCCCGCGAGGGGCUAACCGACACGUCUAUGGCUCUUGUGCGCCAUGAGGUUAUUGCUCUAAGUCGUCGCCUCUUCGCCCUCGCUACCGCAGCCGGCUCGGUCUGCCCCAAGGAUACGUCCUCCAGCAUGGCGGAGAGGGAACGUAUGCUUGUCGAAACGUACGCCAGAGUCGAGGCCAAUUUCCUGAAAUACUGCGACGACGAGAACCGUCCCCUCAUUAUCAUGGCAACCUUAGUAGCUCGCAUCCUGAUGGCCAAGAGCUCCCUCAUCAUCUACCAGCCCGCGCUCUUCCCCGGCAACGGAAACGAUCUCUCGGAAGCGAUCAAGGAGAGGCUAUUCAUCUCGGCCGUCGAGAUUAUAGAAUACAGCUACAAACUUAACAACGAUCCCCAGUUUAAGCGGUGGAGGUGGCUCUUCCAGACGUAUACCCAAUGGCACGCCAUUGCGUACAUCCUUCUCGAGAUGUGUCGCCGGCCGUGGUCGCCGACCCUAGAGCGAGCGUGGGGUGACCUGAACCGGACGCUUAACAACCGCCAGAACUUCGAUCUUACCAAGACGGCUGAUCACUUGGCCGUGUGGAUGCCCCUGCGCAAGCUGCUCCUCAAGGCGCGGCGACAUCGUGAGUCCGAAAUCGUGCGGCUUAAGACUAGCCCCGACGAAGUCCGAAAGUUGGACUUGGCAGACCGGCAUAGUCAGUACAGGCCGCGGUUUGGUCGCGCGCCUGGUCUGGACGUCGACUUGGAAGAGGUCCGUAAGCGGUGGUUGGAGCUUGUGCAGCCGGAUACUGCCCCUGGCGAGGGAGGUGAGGCGACGGCCAUUCCGGGACAGCCCCCCCGGCUUUCCCAGCCCGAUUCCCAAAUGGGGGGAACCCUCAAUGACAAUCGAGGAGGUUAUGUGUCUCAACCGGCGACAGAACAGCAGGUUCGCGCUAGUGUGCAGCAGGCGGCAUCUGGUUUAGAUGCUACGAGAGAAGCGUACCUCAACGAGAUGCUGGAUGCGCCAUUCGAUCCCAUCGUGUGGUGGCGAGUCAUGUCACCUGGAUCGACUCUGCCGUCUGCGGCGCCGGCACAGCCCAUCCUACAAACCGGCGCUACUGCUGCCAUGCAAACACCAAACAUACACGGCAACCAGACGAUCUUAACAUCACCCACACAAGCGGCGGCGGGAGAAGAUGCCCAAACCUCGCCGCAGAUGGGCUUGUCGAAUUUACAAGAGGUGCACGCGCAAGCCGCCAGCAACAUACCGCCGUGGCUAUGGCAGGAUCCUUUUGGGACGGCGGCUAUAAACUCGUGUGGUAGUGGUGGCGGAGCUUUAGGCCAAGCGCAAGGCCAGGGGCAAGCCCUGGGACUGGUGCCGGGUGAGGGGGGCGAUGAUGGGGUUAUGAAUAUUGAUGAUUUUAACUGGCAGUCUUGGGGGGAUACUGUGAGGGGGUUGGGGAUGACGUAG
Scedosporium apiospermum is the source of this 2928-nucleotide messenger RNA. Its product is annotated as Fungal specific transcription factor domain-containing protein. Lineage: Eukaryota; Fungi; Ascomycota; Sordariomycetes; Microascales; Microascaceae. Gene Ontology annotation, molecular function: DNA-binding transcription factor activity, RNA polymerase II-specific; zinc ion binding; DNA binding. Gene Ontology annotation, biological process: DNA-templated transcription; regulation of DNA-templated transcription. The transcript is spliced from 3 exons. The record is from RefSeq and is a predicted model, not a curated record. Bases 1 to 2928 code for a protein of 975 amino acids.